AUGGAGAGCGGGGCAAGGGUUAUGGACUCUAACGAUUUGGAAAAGGAGCGAGGGAUUACCAUCUUGUCGAAGAGCACUGGAAUAACCUACAAGGGCUACCGUAUUAACAUUGUUGAUACCCCAGGGCACGCAGAUUUCGGUGGAGAGGUCGAACGCGUGUUGUCGAUGGUCGAUGGUGUAUGCUUGGUGGUGUGUGGAACAGAAGGCCCAAUGACGCAGACAAAAUUUGUCUUGUCAAAAGCCUUGGAGAAGAAUUUAAAACCACUGGUGGUUAUGAAUAAGGUUGACCGACCCACUGCUCGGCCAGAAGAAGUUGAGGAGGAACUCCUUGAACUUUUCAUCGGUCUUGAUGCCAAUGAGACGCAGCUGGAGUACCCGAUUUUGUACGCUUCGGCGAAAGAUGGGUGGGCGACCAGAGAGUUGAAUGGAAAGCGAGACAAUGUUCUGCCAUUACUUGAGGAAAUCGUAAAUCAUGUUCCGGCGCCUAGCGUUGACCGUUCAGCGCCCUUCUCUAUGCUAGUAACGCAAAUUGAGAGCGACCCAUACGUCGGCAAGUGUUACAUGGGCAAGAUCCAGUCCGGUACACUUAGGGUGGGGGACAAGAUCAAGUCCCUUAACACUGAUGGCAAGAUUGCUGUGGAAGGACGGUGCACUAGGAUUUUCCUGCGUCAGGGUUUGCAACAGGUUGCGACGGAAGUGGCGGCCGCAGGAGAUAUUGUCUCUGUGGCGGGUAUUGAUGGCGCCUACGUCAACCACACUAUUUGUGAUACGGCAGUGUCCAAUCCAUUACCGUUCACCAAAGUCGAUCCUCCUACGAUUUCCAUGAUGUUUUAUGUAAAUGACUCGCCUUUAGGUGGCAAAGAGGGGAAAUUCUUGACUUCACAAGUGUUGCGAGACCGUCUUGUGAAAGAGACUGAGACCAAUGUCGCUCUGCAGGUUGUGCAACACGGUGAAGCUUUCGAAGUCAAGGGGCGCGGAGAAUUACAAAUGGGCGUACUUAUUGAGACUAUGCGACGAGAAGGAUUCGAAAUGUCCGUAUCUCCCCCUCGAGUCAUCUACAAAGUGGAAGGAGAGGACAAGGAGAGGAAGAUUUUGGAACCGAUAGAGGAAGUGACGAUCGAUGUUGAGCAUGAGCAUGCGGGGACGGUGAUUGAGAAGAUUACAAAGAGGAAAGGAGACAUGAAGAGCUAUACUGAGACUGGCGACAAGGCGAGAUUGAUCUUCCAUGUCCCAACAAGGGGCUUGUUGGGUUACCCAGCCGAGUUCAAGAACGACACGCACGGACAAGGUAUCAUCAACUAUCUGCUUCUCGGCUACGAGCCUUAUAAAGGGCAAUUGGACAGAACCCGGAAAGGCUCCAUUAUUUCGACAGCGUCAGGUGAAACGACAGCAUAUGCACUCGCAGCCGUUGAACCUCGUGGCAAACUAUUUGUCACACCCGGUACCAAAGUAUAUCCUGGGAUGAUCAUUGGGGAGCACAACCGCGAGCAUGACCUUGAAGUCAAUCCUGUUAAAGCCAAGCAGUUGACCAACAUACGACAAGUCAACAAGGAAGAACAAAUUCGGUUGACUCCAGUGGACUCGAUGGGGUUAGAGAAGAUGCUUGCCUACGUUCAAGAUGACGAAGUGAUUGAAAUCACUCCUGUGAGUAUCCGAACGCGAAAGAAGGAACUCGACAGCACCAAGCGCAAAGCUCAAGCCAGGAAACGGCACCCCGAUUUCGGAACCUUGUAA
Spizellomyces punctatus DAOM BR117 is the source of this 1734-nucleotide messenger RNA. RefSeq names its product GTP-binding protein TypA/BipA. Gene Ontology annotation, cellular component: ribonucleoprotein complex; cytosol. NCBI's taxonomy places the organism in Eukaryota, Fungi, Chytridiomycota, Chytridiomycetes, Spizellomycetales, Spizellomycetaceae. The transcript is spliced from 9 exons. The record is from RefSeq and is a predicted model, not a curated record. Gene Ontology annotation, molecular function: GTP binding; GTPase activity. Bases 1 to 1734 code for a protein of 577 amino acids.